Messenger RNA from Babesia ovata, 2703 nucleotides. RefSeq names its product HISTONE DEACETYLASE. Gene Ontology annotation, biological process: chromatin organization; inositol phosphate biosynthetic process. Gene Ontology annotation, molecular function: kinase activity; histone deacetylase activity. The record is from RefSeq and is a predicted model, not a curated record. The transcript has a single exon. Gene Ontology annotation, cellular component: histone deacetylase complex. Lineage: Eukaryota; Apicomplexa; Aconoidasida; Piroplasmida; Babesiidae. The coding region runs from base 1 to 2703 and encodes 900 amino acids.
AUGGACCCUCCGGAGCUGGUCGCAAUAUGCUGCGACGAGGCCACGAUGUGUUCUCGCCGGCACUGCGACACCAGCGGCCGCGGUCACCCAGAGGAUCCCACCCGUCUAAAAGCCAUCAUUGAUCUGCUGCGGCAUGAGAGGAUCAACCUGGAAUCCUAUGGUGAGCGUUUCCUCGUCGAUUUCACGCGAACGUAUGCGUGCCGACCGGCUACGCUCGAGAUGCUCCUCUAUUGCCACAGUGAAAGCCACGUGAUGCGUCUGAUGGGAUUCUGUCAUGAUGUGGAGGAGCUCAAUGCUGGAUGUGCCGCAGACGAUGUAUGCUGCCACAGCGACUCAGACUAUUGUACUUCAUACCCGGUCGACGAGGACACGUACGUUACAAGCCAGUCCGAACGUGUCGCCCGUUUAGCCGUAGGAGGGAUAGUACAUCUUGCUGACACCAUUAUGGGCAAGUCGGAUAUGCGUUCAGAUCUGAAACAAGAGAGUGCGAUGAACACUACAGCAAACGAGCAAAGAGGCCGUGUCGGGGUCAAAAGGGAUACAGAGGCCAACAUCGAUACCAAUGACAUGCCGUUGCAUACGGCGGUAGCAGAAGAAGCGGAUGUUAGCCGGAAUAGCGAUGAUAAAGAAAAAGUCUCCAGCCAACAGCACGAGCUGAAAAAAGAUCGCGAGGCUGCUGGACAACAUGGUGCAAGUGUUGCAUCUGGUACGGAGACGAGUGACAAUGGUGUCCCAUUGCCGGCAGAAACGCUUCACAAAUCUGCGUUUAUUGACGAUGUGGCACGGCAGUUGAGCACUCUAAAAGUUUCGGAGACGCAAGCUGACGUACCGCACCGGCGUGUCCGCAAGGGGUUCUCCCUGACGCGGCCUCCAGGCCAUCACGCGACCCGGGAUAAAAUGAUGGGAUUCUGCCUGUACAACAAUGUAGCAAUCGCCGCUGCCCACUUGCUGCGGAAUCAUGGGCUUAAGCGGAUUGCGAUAGUGGACAUAGACGUGCACCACGGGAACGGCACGCAGGACAUUUUCUACGAUAACGCUGAGGUUUGCGUAAUAUCUAUUCACCGUUACGGCACGCAAAAUCAUGCGUUCUAUCCAUACAGCGGUAAUUAUGACGAAAUUGGUGGAACAAAUGCCUUGGGAAGCAACGUCAAUAUCCCGUUGACUGCAGGUUACGGCACCCACGACAUGGUGUAUGCAUUUCAGGAGGUAGUGGUGCCGAAGUUGGAACACUUCAAACCGGAAUUCAUUCUCGUGUCAUGUGGGUUUGAUGCGGCGAUGCACGACUUCCUCGGCGGCUGCGGAGUGACCCCGGAAUGUUACGGGUGGAUGGCGUUGGAACUUUGCAAGGUCGCUGAGCGCCACAGCAACGGACGGUUGCUACUAGCGUUCGAGGGCGGAUAUAACCCCGCCAUAAAUGCGAGCUGCUCCGAUGCCAUAUUUCGCACGCUGAUCGAGUACGAGACCGACAGAAGCAUUACACGGGGAUGCGACUACAACCGAUCCAAAGUAAGAAAAGUGACGCGAUUUGUUUGUAGCCAACUACGGCAGCUCUUGUUCAGCGGGGCCGAUUCUGUGCUGGAUUUAUCGACUUCGUUGAGUCGUUCAAGGGCUCACAGUCCCCUCGCUCUGUCGGGCACGCCGUCGGCACGUACUGCACAGGUUGCGAAGCCGCCGGAUUUGAAGUGGACCGAGUACCACGGCACCGUGACCGACAACAGCUUCGUUCUUGCAGGUGGUCAUCCGAACCAGUUCUUGAUCCCUGUGAACGCGCCGAGUGGCGAUUUGUGCAAGAUUUGCAGUCCCAGGGAGGUGGCGUUCUACAGAUGGCUCUACCGAAUAAAUGGCGUCGCUCUCGAGGUUAUCGAUCGUCCAUAUCCGUACCUCAGGUUGCCAUUCUCCAAUGGAGAGGUGGAUGUCAACAUUACAGGAUUCAGGCCAGUCAUAGACUCUGAUCCAUCUCCUAACACUAGGCGCUUUAGCAGUGGCAGCUUGGUCUGUUCAGAUCCUGACAUAACGGACGGCGCGGAUUCGGUGAAAGCUUUGAUAAAGUUUGUGGUAGAGUGCACUGGACUGUACACGGAACGUGUAUUUUCGGCGUGGCCUACGGAGCACUCACACCGCGCCGCCGUGCGCCUGCGCAAUGCCAUCCACGGCAUGCGUAACCCGUGUGUGAUGGACCUCAAAAUGGGCACUCGACUGUAUGGCGAUAACAUCACAGACUCAAAGCAUAUUGCAGAGAAGCAAUCGAAGGCAGACAAGCGUUCUUGCAGCGUUCACGGCUUCCACAUCUCCGGCAUGUUCCACUGGUGUCGUGAGGCCAAGAAGCUGUUCUACUUACAAGGCAACGUUGCAAACACGCUGGAAACACGCGCCAAGCUCUUGUAUGCCUUCAGACUCUAUUUCGCCCGAUUCCAGGACCCACUGCUCUCGGUCCGGGUAUGCGAGAAGUUCCUCAAGCGGCUGGACGAACUUCGUGCACUUUUCGAGAGGCAGACGCAGCUGGCGUUCUAUGGCAGCAGCCUGUUGUUCGUGUACGACUCCGGCACAGUUUCCAUCAGUACCGCUGCUGAGUUGGCCAAUGUGCACAUGAUCGACCUCUCGCAUGUUUCGUACAACACUGGAUGCGUUGACGAAGGCUACCUCCUAGGCCUGCGCACGCUGAUAGCGUUGCUACGCGAAACGCGGAACUCGUUGGCAGUGUGA